Messenger RNA from Limanda limanda (common dab), 894 nucleotides. Its product is annotated as enkurin-like. Gene Ontology annotation, molecular function: calmodulin binding. Lineage: Eukaryota; Metazoa; Chordata; Actinopteri; Pleuronectiformes; Pleuronectidae. The record is from RefSeq and is a predicted model, not a curated record. Gene Ontology annotation, cellular component: acrosomal vesicle. The coding region runs from base 1 to 894 and encodes 297 amino acids. The transcript is spliced from 5 exons.
AUGUCUGACGAAGCCGCCGUGGCUAAAAAAAAGCCUCCAGCUGUUGUGUAUAAACGCAAGCCGUGUACAGGCAACUACUAUGCUAUGGACUUGCCUCUACACCACUGUAAUAUCCUCAAGAUGAUGGAACCCAAGUUACCCCCUGUGCAUCCAGAGUCUAUGUACAACCAUUUACCAAAGCCAGUGGUUGAUGCUAUUACAGAAAAACCGGAGAGGUAUGUCUCCAUUUUUCGACCAACAGUCCUGGAAGAGAACAAAGCAAACAAGAUGCCAAUGCGAACGAUGGGACCGGUGAAAGUGGAGGUGCGCCAUGUCAAGUUCCUCAAGACGCCCACGAUUAUUCCCCAAACUCCUGAGAAGUUUGUUCGGCUCUCCAGAGCGAGGAAACCACCCGUUCCCCUGCAAGCAGAUCGCAAGCCUAUAAAACCGAGACCAAAGAGGGACUUUUUAAAAACCAUGGACAGUCUGACUAUGGUGGAGCCUGUGCCGGCCUUCGUGGACAUCAAGGGGCACAGGGAGAUCCUCAAGACGUCUGGGUUUGUCCCCGUCUUCUGCGAUAAGAAGGAGUAUGGAAAAAUACCUAAGUACUUACUCAAGCGCUACAAGGAAAAUCUGCUGAAGGCUGAGGCGGAGUAUUCCAAGUUGAAAGAAAGGAUCGAUAAGGAGGCCAGGAAACAGAUGUCAGACACAGAGAGAACAUCCAUCCUGGAGGGCCUGAGGAAGAUCUGGAAUCAGGCGAACACGGAUUACCAGUUGUUACCGCUCGUCAUGGUCACCCAUUCAAUGCUCGCCAGGAAAGAGCGACUGGAGGAGGAGAUGACCCAUCUGGAGACGGCCAUCGCCAUGUUCGAGGAUCAAUCCAAUCCAGUCUUCCUCCCACAUGAAGAUGAUUGA